AUGCCAUAUAGGUCGCGCUGGACCGUUCCUAUACCAGAUUGCUCGCUCCAGACGUUUCUGUUCACGUCUCCCGACACGCCGCUUGGGUCGAAACGUGCUUUUUCAGAGGCGGCCAGGCCGGACACGCACUACCUGACGCGAGACCAAUUUCGACUAUGGGCCCAGCGGUUUGCCCUCGGUCUUCAGCGGUCCAAGCAUUUCAGGAAGGGAGACCGAGUUCUGCUGUUCAGCGGCAAUGACCUCUUCGUACCGGUCGUCUUCAUGGGCGUUCUCUGUGCGGGCGGGAUCUUCACGGGCGCUAACCCGACCUUCGUGGCACGAGAGUUGGCCCAUCAAUUAAAGGACAGCGGCGCGACGUAUCUGCUGUGCUCUGAGAGCUCCCUGGAGACAGGAAUCGAAGCUGCCAAAUUGGCUGGUCUCGACGUCGCCGAAAGAGUGUUUGUGUUCAACGCCAAGAUAUACGAUGGCGAAACGCAAGGGCAGAAGGGCUGCAGAUACUGGGGGGACCUGGUCGCGCCGGCCGAGGAGGCCAAGAGCUUUCAAUGGGACGAUCUCACUGGACCCGGAGAGUGUGACACAACGCUGGCCUUGAAUUACUCCAGCGGAACAACUGGAGUUCCCAAGGGCGUGGAGAUCACUCACAAGAACUACAUUUCCAACACGAUCCAGGUCCAGGAAAUGGGCAAACUGCUCCCGAACCACGAGGAGCGCACGGCUCGAGCGUCGUGGCUGUGCUUCCUACCUCUUUACCAUGCCUACGGCCAGACAUUCUAUAUCGCAGGAGCAUUCAACCGCCAGAUCCCUGUCUACGUCAUGCCGAAGUUCGAUUUCCUCCAAUUCCUGGAGUAUACCCAGAAGUUUCGCAUUACGGAUUAUACGCUUGUUCCACCCAUCGCCGUCCUGCUAGCAAAGCAUCCUGCGGUGGAGAAGUACGACCUGAGCUCAGUCGAACAGAUAGGGUGCGGAGCAGCGCCACUGGGUCGAGACGUUUCCGAACAGGUUGAGAGACGGUUAGGAGGCAGACUCAAUUUCAAACAAGGCUGGGGAAUGACCGAGUGUACCUGCUCGCUUCUGGGCUGGGAUCCCAAUGCGACAUCCCUGACCCAGGCUGUUGGUGAACCCAAUGCCAACUGUGAAGCGAAGAUCAUGACCGAAGAUGGCCUCGCGGAGAUCACGGAGCGCGGACCCGAUGCUCGGGGUGAGCUAUGGGUUCGUGGACCUAACGUCAUGAAGGGCUACUGGCGCAACCCGAAAGCCACGCAGGAGACACUAACGCCGGACGGGUGGCUGAAGACAGGUGAUAUUGCCUACGUGGACGAUGACGGAAAGUUUCUCAUCGUCGACCGCAAGAAGGAGUUAAUCAAGGUCAAGGGCAACCAAGUUGCCCCGGCCGAGCUGGAAGCGCUGUUGCUGGAACACCCCGGGAUCGCCGACGCCGCUGUAAUAGGCAUGCCCACCGACGACGGAGACGAGAAGCCUCGAGCGUUCGUGGUGAGGCAAGUAGGACCAGAAGGGAGCAAGCUGACGGAAGAAGACGUCAAGAAGUUCGUCGAGGGCAAGGUGGUCCGGUACAAGAGGUUGGCGGGUGGUGUUGAGUUCUUGGAUGUGAUCCCGAAGAAUCCCUCAGGCAAGAUUUUGAGGAGACAGCUGAGAGAUGUUACGAGGGAAAGGCUGAGAAAGGAGGGAGCCAGGCUAUGA
Molecule: messenger RNA, 1698 nt
Organism: Cladophialophora yegresii CBS 114405
Lineage: Eukaryota; Fungi; Ascomycota; Eurotiomycetes; Chaetothyriales; Herpotrichiellaceae
Product: 4-coumarate-CoA ligase
Exons: 2
Coding region: 1-1698 (565 amino acids)
Biological process (GO): secondary metabolic process
Molecular function (GO): CoA-ligase activity
Source: RefSeq, a predicted model, not a curated record